This is a messenger RNA of Thelazia callipaeda (thelaziosis nematode), 462 nucleotides long. NCBI's taxonomy places the organism in Eukaryota, Metazoa, Nematoda, Chromadorea, Rhabditida, Thelaziidae. The record is from the annotation of a GenBank genome assembly.
AUGGCGUCAGCGGAUGAACAAUUAUCUGAGUGUCGUGAAGUGUUUUGCUACUUUGAUUCCAAGGGAGAUGAACGGAUUGGAGUUGCUCAAGUGGGUGACGUUCUCCGAGCCCUUGGACAAAAUCCAACAGAAUCUGAAAUCCGUAAAUGUUGCGCACAUUGGACGGAUCCUGGUGCUGAAGCUUUUUCAGAUACUCGAAUUACUUUUGAGGAUUUCGUCCCUAUUUACCAGUCAGUUAAUAAAUGUAGAGAAAACCAUACACUGGAGGAAUUUGUAGAAGGAUUAUCACAUUUCGAUAAAGAAGGAAAUGGCAUGAUAAAUAUUGCUGAACUUCGACAUUUGCUAACAACCCUAGGUGAACGUUUGUCGGAUGAAGAGGUUGAUCAACUUUUGGCAGGUCAUGAUGACUCACAUGGUAACGUAAAUAUUUCGGAUUUCGUUCGAGCUAUAAUGCAUGCGUAG